UUGAAAGGUUUACUGCAAUGGUGGAUGUUUUUUAUUUGGGUAAUAAAUGAAAAUUCAUAAUUUUAUUCAUUCAAUCAGAAUUAUAGAAAUAAGAAGGGUUUACUAUGAAGUGGCAGUUUUUUGUGAAAUCGUUUAAAUAUUGAAAUUAUUUUAACAUUCCAUUUGUUAUCUGUUACCCUGAUUUCUACGUCAUCGAUAGGAGGAAUUAGCAAAAUCUAUUUCCUAUUAUGAAAUAAGGUUUUGCAUCGCAAUGUUGUCCUUCAAAGGAUGUGUGUACUUGAGAUGAAAGUUCAUCCAAGAGAAUAAUCUGGAUCCGUCAGAAACUUUGAUUUAAAGGUUAAAAAACUGACAAGUGCUACACUUGCAGUUUCAAAUAAGAAAACAUAACAAUGAAUCCAACUGUUGACCAAGUGCCUGGGUUCCACCAAUUAUCAGUUACAGUGGAGAGUGCUCACCUUCGUGGAAAUGUUCUUUUUAAACCGUGUCCUUAUGUAGAAAUCAUAGUAGAUGAAGAUAUAUCCUAUAAAACCGAACCAAGUAAACAUACUUUUCAGCCUAAAUGGAAUGAAAAGCUUACACUUUUAGUAAAACCACACUCUAACAUAAAUUUCUGUGUAUUGGAUAAAAAUAACUUCAGAAAGGAUACAGUGAUCGGUGAAAAGAAGUUGGAUUUACUACAGUUAUUGAGGAUUUUCAAUGGAAGAUGUGAUAAUUUGGAACUAACGAUAGAUUUAUUUAAUGAUAAUAAGCAAGGGGAGAGUGCUGCUACAAAAGCAGGAGAAUUAGUUUGUUUAUUGCAAGGAUUAGUUGUUGAUCUAUCCAAGUAUAUGAGACAAGGGAGUGGUAAUGUACCUCUAACUCCUAGCAAUAGUGAAGUCGAUUUGCAGCGUAAUGGAAUUCUGCUACUUAGUGGUAUUAAAGCAAAAGUUCGAGCAGUAGGCUCGGAAAAUAUGUUGCCAUCUAGACCUAGUUUUGAGAGAUCCCCACCAGUUCCAGCUCCAAAUAUUGCUUCAAUUCCAAUGACUUCAACAUCAACAACGGCAAACAUUCCUAAUGGUUCUAUUGGUCCACCUGCCACAGUACCGCAGAGUAAUAUUAAUCAGAUAGAACCCGCUGGAAGUAGGCAUGAGGAUCCUUUACCGCCAGGUUGGGAAAUGAGGUUUGACACUUAUGGAAGACGAUACUAUGUUGACCAUAAUACAAAAUCCACAUCAUGGGAAAGACCACAACCUCUGCCACCUGGUUGGGAAACUAGAAGAGAUUCCAGAGGGAGGGUCUACUACGUGGAUCACAACACCAGGACUACAACCUGGCAAUGGCCAAACUCAGAAAGAUUGCAACAUUAUCAACAGUGGCAAGGAGAGAGACAGCACAUCGUCUCACAAGGAAACCAAAGAUUUUUGUAUCCUCAACAUCCCACCGGUCCAGUACCAGGACCUUCUACAGCCAUUCCGGAAGAAGAUGAUGGUCUAGGUCCUCUUCCUCCAGAUUGGGAAAGAAGAGUACAACCAGAAGGUCGGGUCUACUUCGUGAACCACAAAAACAGGACGACCCAGUGGGAGGACCCCAGAACCCAAGGUCAAGAAAUCAGCGAACUGGACGAUUAUAAUCUUCCGGACGGGUGGGAGAUCAGGUACACUGAGGACAACAAGAGGUAUUUCGUCGAUCACAAUACGAAAACGACCACGUUUGAAGAUCCUAGACCGGGAGCUCCUAAGGGCCCCAAAGGAGUGUAUGGGGUCCCUAGAGCUUAUGAAAGAUCCUUCAAGUGGAAGAUCAGCCAGUUCAGGUUCUUAUGCCAGAGCAACGCCCUUCCAAGUCAUAUCAAGAUCCAAGUGACCCGCCAGACCCUGUUCGAAGACUCCUUCCACACGAUCAUGCGCUUACCAGCUUACGAACUUCGUCGUAGACUGUACAUCAUCUUCAAAGGUGAAGAAGGUUUGGAUUACGGCGGAGUGAGUCGAGAGUGGUUCUUCUUGGUGUCCCACGAGGCGUUGAAUCCAAUGUAUUGCCUGUUCGAAUACGCCAACAAGAACAACUACAGUCUGCAGAUAAACCCAGCAUCUUACGUGAAUCCGGAACAUCUGACGUUCUUCAAGUUUAUCGGUAGAUUCAUCGCGAUGGCGUUGUAUCACGGCAGGUUUAUCUAUUCCGGAUUUACCAUGCCGUUCUACAAGAGGAUGUUGGGUAAAAAAUUGGUCAUGAAGGAUAUCGAAAGUAUUGAUCCGGAGUUUUAUAACAGCUUGGUUUGGGUGAAGGAAAAUAAUGUCGAGGAGUGCAACUUGGAAUUGUAUCACAGCGUUGACUUCGAGGUGCUAGGUCAGGUAAUUCACCAUGAACUCAUUAAGAAUGGAGACAAGGAAAAAGUAACUGAAGAAAACAAGGAAAACUAUUUGAUGUUGAUGACAGAAUGGAGGAUGACCAGAGGCAUCGAACAGCAAACCCAGGCAUUUUUAGAUGGAUUCAAUGAAGUUGUACCUAUAGAAUGGUUGAAAUACUUCGAUGAGAGAGAGUUGGAAUUGCUGUUGUGUGGUAUGCAAGAAAUUGAUGUUGAAGAUUGGCAGAGGCAUACAAUAUACAGGCACUAUACUAGAAGCAGUAAACCGAUACAAUGGUUUUGGCAGUUUGUUAGGCAGUCGGAUAACGAGAAAAGAGCAAGACUUCUACAGUUUGUCACAGGAACUUGUAGGGUUCCAGUAGGUGGAUUUGCAGAACUAAUGGGCUCUAACGGCCCUCAAAGAUUCUGUAUAGAAAAAGUAGGUAAAGAGUCAUGGCUACCUAGGUCACAUACAUGCUUCAACAGGUUGGAUUUACCACCGUACAAAAGCUAUGAACAGCUGGUAGAAAAAUUAACAUAUGCUAUUGAAGAAACUGACACAUUCGGCCAAGAGUAAUGAAACCUCACUCUUAAUGUGACUGUACCUGAAACAGAAAGUCUGGAUGCCCAAAUUAUUUAAAGAGAGGUUUUUAUAAUAUAUUACAAUUAUUAUCAUGUAGUAAUUAUUGUGCAAUUUACAUAUUGAAUUGUAUAUUUUUGUGAUAUAUGGAAAUGAUACGGCCUUGAUGGGAAUAUGUGUAUUGUUGAAUUAUGCGUUUUUAUCCACAGUAUUUGAUAUUUUUUGUUUGUUUACUUAAAUGUGUUUUCUUUCCUUUUCAUUUUAAUCAGGAAAAGUUUUAGGUAAUGAAAUAGAUUUCAAAACUUCAUUUGACAGAAAUUAUUAUUUUUGGGCUAGGAAAUAUAUGAACAAAAAGCAUUCCAACUAGAAAGAGGUAAAUUCAAUCAACAAAUUUUUUUUAUUGACCACAAAAACUAAUUUUCGAUCUACAAUUUCCAUUUUGUUUUAAAUAUCCAUCCACUAUGAAUACACCAAAAUUAAUUUUAUGGAAACAUGUUCUAAUGAACCAAAUUAUUUUGAUAGCUAUAGAGGUUUAUUUUAAUUACAUUCCAUUAAUCUCUUAGUGUAUCGGAAAAUUAUUCAAGAGUUGUUUACUUCUAUUUUCAAUGAAUGAACACCUAUUGUAAAAUGUUAUGUAUAUAAAAUUGCUUGUAAAUAAGCCCUAAUAAAUUGUUUAGAAUAAAUCUA
Molecule: messenger RNA, 3584 nt
Organism: Harmonia axyridis
Lineage: Eukaryota; Metazoa; Arthropoda; Insecta; Coleoptera; Coccinellidae
Gene: Su(dx)
Product: E3 ubiquitin-protein ligase Su(dx)
Exons: 9
Coding region: 390-2894 (834 amino acids)
Biological process (GO): ubiquitin-dependent protein catabolic process
Molecular function (GO): ubiquitin protein ligase activity; protein binding
Source: RefSeq, a predicted model, not a curated record